Messenger RNA from Cladophialophora yegresii CBS 114405, 516 nucleotides. RefSeq lists its product as uncharacterized. The record is from RefSeq and is a predicted model, not a curated record. NCBI's taxonomy places the organism in Eukaryota, Fungi, Ascomycota, Eurotiomycetes, Chaetothyriales, Herpotrichiellaceae. Bases 1 to 516 code for a protein of 171 amino acids. The transcript has 3 exons.
AUGUCCGAAAAUGUGCUAACGAUGGUCUGGGAUAUCAGGGGAUCGAAGCUCCUUGAAGAGUUUGUGCGCGGCGUGUGGGGUGGUCCUGGCUACACCCUCCAACGCCUGUACCUCCAACGCAAAUACCGCAACUCGACCACGACGGCGCACCAACUCUGGACUUCUGACCAGCUCAAGUCGUCCGACUACAGCCCCAACACGCAAAUCACGGACCACUUCGUCGUGCUGGACAAGACGCCCACGAGCGUGCUCAUCCGGUGCGGCGACUCGCCGCUCAAUCACCCGGACUCGCCGCGCCAGUCGGACGGGCUGUUUGAGAUGUGCGCUUCCGUGAAUGCCGACGAAGGGUUCGCCGAGUUCCGGCUGAAGAGUAUUUUCUUUGUGGGGGAUCAGAGCUGGACGGGGCCGGGCGAGAAAUGGGAGAAUCGAGGGCCCAUGCAGGGGACUAUGUGGUUUGCGCAUAAGUUGUAUACGAAGCUUUGGAUGGAGAGUGCGUUGAGUAGGGUGAAGGCGUGA